AUGGUCCACCACCUUGUCGUCAAUCUUUCCUUCAACAGCCCCGAGAUUCGGAUCAUUGGACCUGUGAAGGAGCAACUCAUUGAUAAACUGAAUGAGGUGAUUCCUAACGCAACGUCAACUGCACGAAAUACCAGGGUUGCCCCUCCAAGAUUUCAGUAUGUGUCGAAUCCAAAUCAUUGGUACAUGAAGCUGGAUGGUCAGUUUUGCGAUGAGGAGGGAAUUUCCUAUCUGAUGGUUCUUCUUUUGGAUGCUCUUGAGGAAGAGGGUGCUUGGAAACUGGUUUCAUCAACUGCACUGCGAAGUCCAAUGGGAGCAUACUCGAAGGAUUCUACAGAAACACAUGUUUUAUUCUUGAACAAACUCGUAGGUGAUGAUAUUUAA
This is a messenger RNA of Trypanosoma conorhini, 381 nucleotides long. RefSeq lists its product as uncharacterized. The transcript has a single exon. NCBI's taxonomy places the organism in Eukaryota, Euglenozoa, Kinetoplastea, Trypanosomatida, Trypanosomatidae. The record is from RefSeq and is a predicted model, not a curated record. The coding region runs from base 1 to 381 and encodes 126 amino acids.